AUGGCCAAAUCCGGGCGAAAGAUUCAGCUGGUCCGCAUCGCACACGUCUACUAUCGGCACAAAGACUGGGAGAAAGCACACGAUUUCUUGAAGGACUUCGGCUUCGAGGAAUGCAAGAGGACCGACGACAAGAUUUACUAUCGCGGCUAUGGCCGCGAACCCUUUGUCUACUGCUUGGUCAAAAGCGACAGAGAUGAAUUCGGUGGAGCCGCUUUUGUGGUCGAGUCUGAGGAUGACUUGAACCACGCUUCCCAAGCACUGCCGGAUGCUACCGGGCCGUACGAGUUGAAGGACGCUCCCGGCGGCGGGAAAUGUGUCACGUUCAAGGAGCCUGUCGACGGGUUCGAGAUGCAUUUGGUCCACGGCCAAGCCCCUGCGCCCGAUGAAAAAGUCCUGCCAGAGCUCGCCUUCAACUAUCCCACCCAGAAGCACAGGCCCGAGGGCAAGUUCCAGCGCUUCGAACAGAAGCCGGCCCCUGUCCACAAACUUGGCCAUUUCGGACUCUGUGUCACAGACUUCAACAAGGCUUACAGCUUCUACCACGAACACUUCAACUUCAUCGACAGCGAGCAAAACACCAACGACAAGGGAGAGAACGUGACUGUCUUCAUGCGACUUGACCGCGGCAAGGACCCCGUUGACCACCACACCUUCUUCUUCUUCUCCGGACCGAGGGCUCCGCAUGUCCACCAUUCAUCAUUUGAGACUCAUGACUUCGACACCCAAGUCCUCGGUCACGAUUGGCUGCGGCACAAGGGCUACGAGAACUGUUGGGGUGUUGGACGCCACAUCAUGGGCAGUCAAAUUUUCGACUAUUGGUUUGACCCGUCAAAGUUCAUUCUGGAACAUUACGUGGACGGGGAUCUGCUCGACAACGAACAUCCAACAAAUGUCACCCCAGCUUCUCCGGACAGCCUACACGUGUGGGGCCCUGACUUGCCACCCACGUUCCUGACUUAA
Diplodia corticola is the source of this 960-nucleotide messenger RNA. Its product is annotated as glyoxalase family protein. Gene Ontology annotation, cellular component: mitochondrion. Bases 1 to 960 code for a protein of 319 amino acids. The record is from RefSeq and is a predicted model, not a curated record. Gene Ontology annotation, biological process: L-methylmalonyl-CoA metabolic process. The transcript is spliced from 3 exons. Gene Ontology annotation, molecular function: methylmalonyl-CoA epimerase activity. NCBI's taxonomy places the organism in Eukaryota, Fungi, Ascomycota, Dothideomycetes, Botryosphaeriales, Botryosphaeriaceae.